AGACCGUCACUUCCUGUCAGAGCAUCUGACGUGUCUAAAACAGUUUUCCACCGGCUUUGGGUUUUACUCGGGGGAUAUUUAUUAUACGUAUUAUUGUUUUCUGAUUCGUGGUGACAAGAUGCUGGAUUUCUUCACCAUCUUCAGCAAAGGGGGGAUAGUGUUGUGGUGUUUUCAGGGAGCCGGGGUCACUGAGUCUUUCACGGGCCCAGUGAACGCUUUGAUCCGCUCCGUGAUCCUUCAGGAGCGUAGUGGGAACAAUUCGUUUACCCACGAAGCUCUGAAUCUAAAAUACAAGCUGGACAAUGAGUUCGAGCUGAUUUUUGUGGUGGGAUUUCAAAAGAUCCUCACGCUGACGUAUGUGGACAAGUUUAUAAAUGAUGUCCAACGUCACUUUAGGGAUCUUUAUAAAAAUGAACUGGAGCAAAAGGGUGCCAUGAAGCUUCUUAACAACACCUUUGAGUUUGGGGAUGCCUUCAGUGAGCUCCUUAGAAUGGCAGAGGAGAGCAGUAAAAGCCGAAACCCCGUCCCCAUGAGGUCCUUUAAGGACUCCGAGAAAUCCCAGAAAACUGUGAAGUCCAUGAUUGAGACAAAGGGUGGAGACAAGAGCAAGGAACAGGGGGGCAAAAAGAAUAAAAAUGCCAAAAAGGAGGCUCCUGCCGUUGAGCCCGUCAAAGUGGAGCAGGUGAAGACUUCGCCCACUGGCCAGAAGAGCAUAGUGAAUGGUAACCAGGGCUUGACUCCUGAGGAGAUCAUGCAAAGAAAUAGAGAGAAUUUUUUCCGCAAGCGUACGAUGGGACCUUCUGAAAAACAAAACACAAAGUCCCCGAAGCCUCAGAAGCCAAGAGAGAAACAAAACCGUGUUUGGGACAACGCUGGCAGCAGCACCAAGGAGCUGGAUUACAGCGACAAGAACGGAGCUGCUUCUCCUGGUGAUGAUGAGAAGAAUCUGGAGGCACAAACUGGCCCUGAAAUGCAGGUGAGCUCCAUGAAGGGAGACCUGCUGUCUGUGGACUACGAGUCCAGUGAGGAGGGGGAGAUGGAGGAGGAAGAGGAGGAAGAAGAGGGAGUGGCUGUCAGUGAAACAAGCAAGACAAGUCCCAAAAAAAGUGGUGGCUUUGGAGGAAUGUUUGGGAUGUUGAAGGGUCUGGUGGGCUCCAAGAGUCUGUCUCGGGAGGACAUGGAGCCAGUGCUGGAGAAAAUGAGGGACCACCUCAUCGCGAAGAAUGUAGCAGCCGACAUCGCCUCCCAGCUGUGCAACUCUGUCGCCAAAAAGCUGGAGGGGAAAGUCAUGGGCACAUUCACCACUGUGGCCUCAACAGUAAAGCUGGCCCUGCAGGACUCACUGGUGCAGAUCCUGCAGCCGAAGCGCCGGGUGGACAUCCUGAGAGACGUCAUGGAGGCGCAGAGCCAGCGCAGGCCCUUCGUCAUUACCUUUUGUGGCGUCAACGGAGUCGGAAAGUCUACGAACCUGGCAAAGAUCUCGUACUGGCUGAUAGAGAACGGUUUCAGUGUGCUGAUCGCAGCUUGCGAUACGUUUCGUGCCGGAGCGGUGGAGCAGCUCCGCACUCACCAGCGCCGCCUGAACUCUCUGCACCCCCCAGAGAAGCACUCUGGACACACAAUGGUCCAGCUCUACGAGAAGGGCUACGGGAAGGAUGCAGCCGGGAUCGCUAUGGAAGCCAUUUCCUACGCUCGCAACCAGGCUUUUGACGUGGUGCUGGUGGACACGGCUGGGCGGAUGCAGGACAACGCCCCACUGAUGACCGCUCUGGCCAAGCUCAUCRCUGUCAACAUGCCAGAUUUGGUGCUGUUUGUUGGGGAAGCGUUGGUGGGCAACGAGGCAGUCGAUCAGCUGGUGAAGUUUAAUCAGGCUCUGGCUGACCACUCGAUGUCCGACAAGCCCCGCCUCAUAGACGGGAUCGUUCUCACCAAGUUCGACACUAUUGAUGAUAAGGUCGGUGCAGCCAUCUCCAUGACUUACAUCACGGGCCAGCCUAUUGUGUUCGUGGGCACAGGUCAGACCUACAACGACCUGCGCAGCCUCAACGCCCGCGCCGUGGUCGGCGCCCUGAUGAAGGCUUAAACCCGCGGCUGCAUGCUCCGCGUUUUUAGCCGUCGUCUCAAAGAAGCCAACCGCACCUUUUCCGAGCUGCCGUGACAUGUUCCAGGACCGCCACUCUUCCAUGCUCUCGUACUGCCCACCUUCGCAUCAAACGAACGGAACCCGGAGAAGAUUCGACUCUCCAAAGUGCAGGACAGCCGUCGCACCUCGACGUGAACGUUUUUCCCUUUUUAGGGUGUUCUUUGAACUUUUGGGCCAAAUUAAAAGCACCUGAAAUAAGCUGGCAGUAAAUGACAUUUUAGCUGGACCUUGACUGGAUCACCAGUUCCCUGGUGCCCACAGAACAGACUUGUGAUGCAUUUUGUCUCUGUUUCUUCCUCUUUGUGGAACAGGAAGCAACCCGUUUCAGAGGAGAACUCAGCGACCAUAGUGCCUCCCUGUUCUUAUUUAACAAACACAUUACAUCAACAACUGGCCAAUACGGAUCCAGACGUGAAACCCCAUCAAGCAGUAUUUAUCGGGUUAGAAGAUAAAACUGCUAAAAAGAUACAUUUUGGAAUAAAUAUUCUAGUUUCUCUGACUCUGUAAAUCAGAGCAGUACAUUAAACUUUAAAUACACUAUUUAUUACCCUUAUUUUUUUCCCCUCAAUAAAAUUUCAAUAAGCUCUUAGCCUAAAACAGUUUACUGAUUUUUUUGUAAAAUCAAGAUUUUGCUGCUUCAGUUUAACAUUAAAGAGUCAAUUCUGUUUUGUUGGGAUAUAAAUACUAGGAUAUAUGCUCCGGGACCUUUUAAAUUAAUUCCCCCCUUUUGAUUUAUUCUACAUUUAUCAGAACAAAUAAGAUAAAAAACCCUCUAAAAUUGUGGUAGUGCAAUAUGAGACGAAGGGUUGUGCUGACAUUUUCAACUAAUUGAUGAGAAUGUAACCAUUUCUAAAUAAAGCUGCUAUCUGCUAAGCCA
Austrofundulus limnaeus is the source of this 3020-nucleotide messenger RNA. RefSeq names its product SRP receptor subunit alpha (gene srpra). Gene Ontology annotation, biological process: intracellular protein transport; SRP-dependent cotranslational protein targeting to membrane. Lineage: Eukaryota; Metazoa; Chordata; Actinopteri; Cyprinodontiformes; Rivulidae. The coding region runs from base 119 to 2083 and encodes 654 amino acids. The record is from RefSeq and is a predicted model, not a curated record. Gene Ontology annotation, molecular function: GTP binding; ATP hydrolysis activity; GTPase activity. Gene Ontology annotation, cellular component: endoplasmic reticulum membrane; signal recognition particle receptor complex. The transcript has 15 exons.